CCCAUUGGUUGCUGCGGCGGCGGCGGUUUGUAGUGAGGGUAGCACGUUGAGCUGGAGGCUGUUCGGAUUGCGGCGGCCCAAAGCCUGGCAACGAGCCCGGUGUCUGGUGGGAAUCCGGGGUUGAGCCAGGCCUGAGUCCCCGGGGGAUGGAUCGCGUGUGGAGUGCGUGGUGCGGGAAGUGCGUCAAAGAGAAAGGGUCGCCGCCACUCUGGGCCCAGCGCAUCGUGGUCGCCUGGCUCAGUAGGGCCGAGUGGGAUCAGGUGACGGUGUAUCUGUUCUCUGACGACCAUAAAUUGCAGCGGUAUGCGCUGAACCGCAUCACCGUGUGGAGGAGCAGGUUAGGCAACGAACUCCCCCUGGCAGUGGCUUCUACUGCUGACCUGGUACGCUGUAAGCUCAUGGAUGUAACUGGUGGCUUGGGCACUGAUGAACUUAGACUGCUCUAUGGCAUGGCAUUGGUCAGGUUUGUGAACCUUAUCUCGGAGAGGAAGACAAAGUUUGCCAAGCUCCCUCUCAAGUUCCUGGCUCAGGAGGUGAACAUUCCGGAUUGGAUUGUUGAACUUCGCCAUGAGUUGACCCACAAGAAAAUGCCCCAUAUAAAUGACUGCCGCAGGGGCUGUUACUUUGUCCUGGAUUGGCUCCAGAAGACCUACUGGUGCCGUCAACUGGAGAACAGCCUAAGAGAGACCUGGGAGUUGGAGGAGGACAGGGAAGAGACAGAUGAAGAAGACCAAGAGGAAGAUAAGAACAUUGUCGUUGAUGACAUCACAGAACAGAAACCAGAGCCUAAGGAUGAGGAGAAAGGUGCAGAGCCUAAGGAUGAGGAGCAAGGUGCAGAGCCUAAGGAUGAGGAGAAAGGUGCAGAGCUGGGUGUCAAGGCUGAUGGAGACAGCGAAGGAAACAAAGAGGUUGAUCCACAUUGGCAAAAGGCUGUGAGACAUAAAGAGUUGUAUGAAAGAGCCCGAGAACUGCUGGUAUCCUAUGAAGAGGAGCAGUUUAAGGUGCUGGAGAAAUUUAGGUAUUUACCUCAGGCCAUUAAGGCGUGGAAUAACCUGUCCCCACCUGUAGAAUGCAUCCUGGCAGAGCUCAAGGGCAUUACAUGGGAGAACAGGGAGGCUCUGCUAGAUGCUUUUCUGGAUGACGGCUUUCUCAUCCCCACAUUUGAACAGUUGGCAGCUUUGCAGUUAGACUAUGAAGAUGGGCAGACUGAGGUCCAGAGAGGGGAAGGUACUGACCCAAAGUCACACAAAAACGUGGACUUGAAUGACGUCCUGGUGCCAAAGCCGUUCUCUCAAUUCUGGCAGCCCCUGCUCAGGGGCCUGCACUCCCAGACCUUCACGCAGGCCCUGCUGGAAAGGAUGCUCUCUGAGCUGCCAGCCUUGGGGGACACCGGGAUCCGGCCCACCUACAUCCUCAGAUGGACCAUUGAACUGAUCGUGGCUAACACCAAAACUGGACGGAACGCCCGCCGGUUUUCUGCAAGCCAGUGGGAAGCGAGGAAGAACUGGAGGCUAUUCAACUGCUCUGCCUCCCUUGACUGGCCCCAGGUGGUUGAGUCCUGCUUGGGCUCACCUUGCUGGGCCAGCCCCCAACUCCUUCAGCUCAUCUUCAAAGCCAUGGGGCAGGUCCUGCCAGACGAGGAGCAGGAGAAGCUGCUGCGCAUCUGUUCCAUUUAUACCCAGAGUGGAGAAAACAACCUGGCGCAGGAGGGCUCAGAGGCUUCCCCCAUUGGGAAGUCUCCAUACACACUGGACAGCCUCUACUGGAGCCUCAAACCAGCUGGCUCGAGCUCUGGACCUGAAGGAGAAGCCCAGCGACAGGAGGAACAGGGCAGCCUUAAUGAUGUCAAGGAAGAUGAGAAGGAGAAUCAAGAGGCCUUGGAAGACCAGGUGGAAGAGGAUGAUGAAGAGGAGGAGGAAGAGGAAAAUGACCAGAAGUGGGAGGAGGAGGAGGAAGGUGAUGAUGAUGACGACGACGACGAUGACGACGAUGAUGCUGACGACUACGAAGAUUAUGAGGAGGAAGACAGGAUGGAAGUGGGGCCUUUCUCUAUGGAAGAAGAGUCCCCCACUGCUGAGAAUGCCAGGCUCCUGGCCCAGAAAAGAGGAGCUUUGGAGGGCUCUGCAUGGCAAGUUAGCUCAGAAGAUGUACGAUGGGACACUUUCCCCUUAGGCCGAAUGCCAGGUCAGACCGAGGACCCAUCAGAGCUUAUGCUGGAGAAUUAUGACACCAUGUAUCUUUUGGACCAGCCUGUACUAGACCAGCGGCUGGAACCCCCAGCAUGCAAGACUGGCACCCUGGGCCUGAGCUGCAGCAUUGGCAGUGGCAACUGCAGCAGCAGCAGCAAUGACAGUGGCAACUUGGACGGCCUUCUCUGGAGCCAGGGCCAACUGCACGGGCUCAAAAGUGGCCUACAGCUCUUCUGAUGCCAGCCCUGGUGCAGGUGUUCAUCCAGUGCUACUGGGGCAACAGCCCACUCCCCCCCACUCCCCCAGUGCACCUAGUGCUCCAUAAAACAAGCUGGGAGACAGCCUGCAUCAGCCAUAUCAGCUCAGCUUUCCAUCACAUAGGAUUUUGAAUAUGCUUUGUUUUGUUUUGCUUUGUUUCAUUUUGUUUUUUGUUUUGAAAAACAAUAAACAGGCAACUGUUUUGGUGUUUGUGA
Molecule: messenger RNA, 2662 nt
Organism: Balaenoptera acutorostrata (minke whale)
Lineage: Eukaryota; Metazoa; Chordata; Mammalia; Artiodactyla; Balaenopteridae
Gene: LAS1L
Product: LAS1 like ribosome biogenesis factor
Exons: 14
Coding region: 147-2426 (759 amino acids)
Biological process (GO): maturation of LSU-rRNA; maturation of 5.8S rRNA
Cellular component (GO): preribosome, large subunit precursor; Las1 complex
Molecular function (GO): endonuclease activity
Source: RefSeq, a predicted model, not a curated record